Molecule: messenger RNA, 2628 nt
Organism: Notolabrus celidotus (New Zealand spotty)
Lineage: Eukaryota; Metazoa; Chordata; Actinopteri; Labriformes; Labridae
Gene: gipc2
Product: GIPC PDZ domain containing family, member 2
Exons: 6
Coding region: 423-1412 (329 amino acids)
Molecular function (GO): protein binding
Source: RefSeq, a predicted model, not a curated record
CACAGGUGCACUGGGUCUGAUCCUCCCUCAGCGCUCAGCUCGGGUUCACCCCACUGCGCCUGCGUCCCGCAGCACGCGAGACAAACAGAGUGGCUAUUGUUAGCCAGCAGGUUGUGUCAGAGUUGAUCCCGCAGCCUGCUCACCACCUACCUGUUGAAUAUUCACACCAUAGAUUUACAAGCGAGGGUCGAGUCACUGUCGAGGAACUAAAGUCCAAUCUGAACUACUGGCAGGUGAGCACAGUAAAGUGUUGACGGAGAGGAGGAAGGAAGACAUCGAGGAAAGGUUUGAGGAAACGAGGAAGUAAAUAAGGACGAGUCGACCGCUGGGCUUGGAACUCAUCAGGUUGGUUACUUCAAUGUUCUAGCAGCGGCUCGGACUUUUCACUUUCCACGUCGAAAAACGAAACAAGACGAAACAAAAUGCCUCUGGGACCAUGGAGGAAGAAAAAACAGUCGACGAAGGAGCAUUUAGUGGAGAACGAGGAGGUCGGUGGUGGACACGCAGGUGCCGGGAGCCUGGCUAAAUCUGCCGUGAACGGAGCGGGGCUCCCGCCUCCACCUGCCAACCUGCGGCCCAAACUGGUCUUCCACACGCAGCUGGCUCACGGAAGUCCCACAGGCAGGAUCGAGGGAUUCACCAACGUGAAGGAGUUGUAUGGGAAAAUAGCAGAAGCGUUUAAUAUAAGUCCACCUGAGAUCCUGUUCUGCACUCUCAACACCCACAAGAUUGACAUGGACAAGCUGCUGGGGGGCCAGAUCGGCCUAGAGGAUUUUAUCUUCGCCCACAUUAGAGGGAUCAAGAAGGAGGUGGAAGUUCACAAAACUGAGGAUGCUCUGGGCCUCACCAUCACAGACAACGGAGCGGGAUACGCUUUCAUCAAGCGCAUCAAAGAGGGCAGCGUGGUGGACGGAGUGAAGGUCAUCUGUGUGGGCGACCACGUGGAGUGCAUUAACGGGCGUAACAUCGUGGGGACGCGGCAUUAUGAGGUGGCCCGCAUGCUGAAAGAGCUGCCCAGAGACAAGUCCUUCACCCUCAAGCUGGUGGAGCCCAUGAAAGCCUUCGAAAUGCUUGAGCCCAGGUCAAAGGGUGCCAAACCAGCCGGUGACACCAAGAUCACUAACGGGAGGGGGACUCUGAGACUCCGUUCCAAGGGCCCGGCUACUGUAGAGGACGAGCCAACGGAGUUUGAGGAGAAGGCUGUGCAGAAAGUGGAUGACCUCCUGGAGAGCUACAUGGGCAUCAGAGACACUGAACUUGCUGCUACCAUGGUCGAGGUCGGCCGUGACAAGAAGAACCCAGAUGAAUUCGCCAUGGCGUUAGACGAGACCCUCGGAGACUUCGCCUUUCCCGAUGAGUUCGUAUUUGACGUCUGGGGGGCCAUCGGAGACGCAAAGCAGGGAAGAUUUUGAGUUGGCCUCUGACUCCCUCAUCCCAAAACUACACACACACACACACUCCUCUACUUCCCCCUCAUCUCACCUCUUCUUAUUCUCGAAAGCAAACUGGACAGUAUGAGUGAAUUAAUUCUUUUUCAGUGUGGCUUUACUCUGUGUGAAAGGUGAGGAAUGUCUUAAGCAUCAAAUUCACUCGCUGUGGUUUACAGAAGGAAUCUAAAAUGUCAGCGUUUCAGUGUAAUCGCAUAAAGACGUCCAUGAAACGUGGAAUGCAGUUUUCAACACGGACCUGUCUCCUGCAACCUCAGAGUUUGAGGAUUGAUCCCAGAUGUUGUUUAAACCUUUUGUACGCCCCCGUUGAGACGAGAUUGUGCGAUCUUAGGAGCUCUUGAUGCCGGUUGACUGUCAGAACAGAGUCUACACGGCUCUAUUUACUCUAGUAAUGAAAUGUUUUCUGCACAUCUCAAUUAUAAAACAAUCACUCCGUUUGAAUCUCACUUUAUAGCUGUGUCAUUUUAAAUAUACAGAUGUAUCACACAGCUUUUUAUAGUUUUUUAUAUGUGAAGUGUUGCUGAUUCUACAACAGCAACAUGGUGUAAUUAGUGUAAUUAUAGUGAUUGUAGCAAUAUAUCUCAUUCUUUUUCUUUCCCUCUGAACUUUUGAAAUGACCUGAGUGAAAACAUUGUUGUCACUUUACUUUGUCAUUUUCUCUGUGCCCUUAAACAUCUCAGCUUGAGCCUUUUGUCCUUCUGUCAGCGACAGAUCAUCCCAGAGAACAUUUUUCUUUAAAUGCCUUUAGACAAGUUUGAGGACAAGAGCAUUCCUUUUAGUUACUCCUGUUGUUAAAGUCUGUAAACACUGUAAACCUGUCAUUACUUCAGGCUUAUUUAGAGAUAUAUGCUUUUCUUUCUGUAAUUUAUUACGUUACGAAAAAUCAAAUGCUGUAACAGAUUUUUUACACUAAGUGGCCGAGUGAGAGACACAUCUUUCCUAAAGAAGCCGUUUCACAGGCUGCGUCUGGAAUGGGAUCAUUUGCAAUCCAAUGUCUUAAAUGAAUGCAUGCACAUUGAUGUAACUGCACUAUUUAAAUCACUGUCAAACUGCAUUUAAAUAGUGACCUGAUUCUUAUCAUGUACUGAAGCUGGCUGUUUGCAGCCGUUUCAUAUUGUUUGACAAACCAUAAGGGAUCACUAUUGUUGAAUAGACAAUAAAAUUUGAUAUACUGUUAUUA